This is a messenger RNA of Camellia sinensis, 1387 nucleotides long. Its product is annotated as peroxidase 73. The record is from RefSeq and is a predicted model, not a curated record. Gene Ontology annotation, molecular function: heme binding; peroxidase activity. Lineage: Eukaryota; Viridiplantae; Streptophyta; Magnoliopsida; Ericales; Theaceae. Gene Ontology annotation, biological process: hydrogen peroxide catabolic process; response to oxidative stress.
CUCAAUAAUACUAAUUGACCCAUUUACAUAUAUCCAAAGUCUCUGCAUUUUUCUCUCACUCUGUUGUCUUUCCUAAAUUCAUCUCUCUGAAACAGAAAUGGGUCGACUCAGUGUUGUGAUGAUAGCCAUGUGGUCUAUCUUGUUUGUGCUGUUCCCACAUUCGACAUCUGCACAACUCAGACAAAACUACUACGCCAAUGUAUGCCCCAAUGUCGAAAACAUCGUUAGAAAUGUGGUUACUCAAAAAUUUCAACAAACGUUUGUCACAGUCCCUGCAACUCUUCGUCUCUUCUUCCAUGAUUGUUUUGUUCAGGGUUGCGAUGCUUCAGUAAUAGUUGCAUCUUCCGGAAGCAACACAGCCGAGAAGGAUCACCCGGAUAAUCUAUCGCUGGCUGGAGAUGGAUUUGACACUGUCAUCAAAGCAAAAGCUGCAGUCGAUGCGAUCCCAAGUUGCACAAACAAGGUCUCCUGUGCUGACAUUCUUGCCAUGGCAACCCGUGACGUUGUCGCAUUGUCUGGUGGACCUUCAUAUGCAGUAGAGUUGGGAAGAUUGGAUGGGCUGAGUUCAACAGCUGCAAGUGUAAAUGGAAAGUUGCCUCAACCAACCUUCAAUUUGAACCAGCUCAAUUCCUUGUUUGCUGCUAAUGGGCUAACUCAAACAGACAUGAUUGCUCUCUCAGCUGCCCACACCGUAGGAUUCUCUCACUGCGGCAAGUUUGCAAAUCGGAUCUACAAUUUCAGCAAUCAAAACCCAGUGGACCCUACUCUAAACCAAAACUAUGCUUCCCAAUUGCAAUCCAUGUGCCCAAGAAAUGUGGAUCCCAGGAUAGCCAUAAACAUGGAUCCAACCACCCCCAGAACAUUUGACAACGUCUACUUUCAGAAUCUCCAGCAAGGCAAGGGCCUCUUCACCUCGGACCAAGUCCUCUUCACGGACCGCAGGUCCAAACCCACUGUCAAUGCUUGGUCCAGCAACUCACCCGCUUUCCAGAAGGCCUUCAUCACCGCCAUGACCAAAUUGGGCCGGGUCGGAGUCAAAACCGGAUCCAACGGGAACAUCCGUCGUGACUGUUCAGCAUUUAAUUAAUGAAAAAUUUUAAGUGAGUAGUGCUAUACAUACCCGUCACCUCGUUACCCACUAUGAAUACGAUACACUCCUUUAUUAGAGGAUUGGCUCGGUGGAUGAAAACUUCUUCUUCCGAGUUUUAUGUUUAAAUUCUAAUCUUUGAUGUUUGAAUUCCAAUUUUAUCGUUCCGUGAUGUAACUUUCUGUCCUCUUAUUUCUUAUUUUAUUUGAGUGAGAUUCACAUAUUUGUGGGUGAAUAAGAAAUGUUGAUGUGUAGUAGCAUUAUUCAAAAUAAAAGUACUGUCAAAUUUUUAAAUUUUAA